This is a messenger RNA of Oncorhynchus kisutch (coho salmon), 6351 nucleotides long. RefSeq names its product serine/threonine-protein kinase SBK1. Gene Ontology annotation, biological process: protein phosphorylation. The transcript has 5 exons. Bases 381 to 1649 code for a protein of 422 amino acids. NCBI's taxonomy places the organism in Eukaryota, Metazoa, Chordata, Actinopteri, Salmoniformes, Salmonidae. Gene Ontology annotation, molecular function: ATP binding; protein serine/threonine kinase activity. The record is from RefSeq and is a predicted model, not a curated record.
UCUGUACGGAGACAGCAAGGACAGUCGCUCCGGUCCUGGCGUGCAGGCAGGGUGCGCUUCCAGGCUUCUACCGAUUCUCCACUGCUAUUGGUUGAGGCGGAAAAGGGGCUGGAGCUUUGCGUUCCCCGUCUCUCCUCUCAGAUCCUCUCAUCCAGGAGCGAUGCGGAGACAAUAGGACUGGAACUGAAGAAGCCUGCGAAAGGGCUAGCGGUCGGCCGAACAGGGAGCAUUUACCGCUAGACCAGGUGUCAAUAGCACAAGAAGGAGAAUUUGAAUGCCGACGUGACAUAAGCCGUUAGCCACCACUCUUGUCCUGCCCGUGAGUCCGUCCCCUAAACCUGUCCCCCUGUUCUUGUCCGUCCCCUAACCCGGUCCCCAGUAUGAGUUCGUCUCCGCUGGGUUCCCGUGGCAACAUGGACAUUCUGGAGGAGCUGCAGCUGAUCGCAGCACAGAACCUGGAGAGGUUAGAGGUCAACAAGUAUUAUGAGGUCAUCAGGGAGCUUGGCAAGGGCACUUACGGCAAGGUGGACCUGGUCAUACACAAGAUCAGAGACACCAAGAUGGCCCUGAAGUUCCUGAGGAAGAAAACGACCAAGCUGAAGUCGUUCCUGAGGGAGUACAGCAUCUCUCUCUACCUUUCUCCCUGUCCCUUUAUCAUUAACAUGUUUGGGAUCGCCUUCGAGACUGACGACUACUACGUGUUCGCCCAGGAGUAUGCCCUGUCCGGGGACCUCUUCGACAUCAUCCCUCCACAGGUGGGUCUCCCGGAGACGGUUGCUAAGCGCUGUGUGCACCAGGUUGCCAUCGCCCUGGACUACCUUCACUGUAAGAAGUUGGUGCACCGUGACGUCAAGCCCGAGAACAUCCUCAUCUUUGACCGCGAGUGCCGCAAGGUCAAACUGUCCGACUUCGGCAUGACGCGCCGCGCUGGCUCACCAGUCAAACGGGUGAGCGGUACCAUCCCCUACACGGCUCCGGAGCUGUGCGACACGUCUCGCCACGAGGGCUUCUGCGUGGACUACAGCACGGAUGUGUGGGCCUUUGGCGUCCUCCUCUUCUGCAUGCUGACCGGUAACUUCCCCUGGGAGAAGGCCCUGCCCUCCGACUCCUUCUACCAGGAGUUCACACGCUGGCAGAGACGGCGCACGGGCACCGUGCCCUCGCAGUGGCGCCGCUUCACUGAGCAGGCCCUCCGCAUGUUCCGCAGGCUCCUCUCUGUGGAGCAGGACAGACGCUGCUCCGUCAAAGAGGUGUUUGGCUACUUCAGCCACAGCUGGAUGCUGGAUGGAGACAGCAAUGGGAAUGGAGGAGGGGGCGGAGAGAGAGAGAGGGAGAGAGGAGGGGUGAGGGUGGAGGGAGACGGGAGCAGUACAUCGUCCUCGUCUGGAGAAGAGGAUGAGGAGAUGCUGGUGGAAAGGAUGAAGCAGCAGACUCUGUCUCCUCUCUCUCCUCCGGUGUCUGUGGAGAGGGGCACUGGGGGGACAAAGGCAGGGAUGACGGAGUCAGGUGGAGGACACCAUUUUGUGUCUGUUUCUACCACCAGCUCUGUGCCCUCGACUAACAGCUAUGACCGCAUGCCCAGAGACAGCAACAGCAACCAGCCCCCCGGACGCAUACUGGUGGCUACGCCUAUAGAGAUCUGUGUCUGAGAUGUGUGAUGGGCCUGGGAAGGACUGAGAUACUGUGUACAGUACACAGACGUGCACACAGACACCUACACUCAUAUACACACACAUAUCCAUACAUUCAAAUCAGUGGAGGCUGCUGAGGGGAGAACGGCUCAUAAUAAUGUCUGGAAUGGAGUAAAUGGACUGGUAUCAACAACAUGGUUUUCAUGGGUUUGAUACUGUUCCAUUCACUCCAUUCCAGACAUUAUUAUGAGCAUUUUGCAAAGUGAAAAGGGAGCAACUCAAGACAUUACUGAUGAUUCCCGUUGGGGUCUAAAAAUGAUCCAGUCAGAGAUCUGUCAUUCUACAGACACAACUAAUCUUUAUAGAGACUGCAAAGACUCAAUGAACUACAUACUGAACGAUCAGCCAACCAACCGACAGAUGGACAGACCAACCAACCAUGGAGAGGUUGAAAAACACAUUGUGAUAUGAAAUGCUGGUAUUCAGAUGAAGAUAUAAUAUAUUUCCCCCUAAAAAAGACUACAGAAGUGAUGUGCGGGAACCAUUUAUGGCAAAAAGAGAAAAGAGGGACAUGUUCUUUUGGUUGAAGCUGAUAGAAUUGCCACCCCUAUGAAAGAAUAUCAUCAAAAUUAAACAGCAGUUUUAUGUUUACUGUAAUGCAAUGUGAACUCUGGUACAAAGUGUGUAUGUGUGUACAGUAUGUGUGUGUGUGUGUGUGUGUGUGUAUAGUACGUGUGUAGGUGUGUGUGUGUGUGUGUACAGUACGUGUGUAGGUGUGUGUGUGUAUAGUACGUGUGUAGGUGUGUGUGUGUGUGUAUAGUAUGUGUGUAGGUGUGUGUGUGUGUAUAGUACGUGUGUUGGUGUGUGUGUGCAUAGUACGUGUGUGUGUGUGUACAGUACGUUUGUAGGUGUGUGUGUACAGUACGUGUGUAGGUGUGUAUGUGUGUACAGUACGUGUGUGUGGGUGUACAGUAGGUGUGUGUUUGUGUACAGUACGUGUGUGUGUGUGUAUAGUACGUGUGUGUGUGUGUGUGUGUACAGUACGUGUGUAGGUGUGUGUGUGUAUAGUACGUGUGUAGGUGUGUGUGUGUGUGUAUAGUAUGUGUGUAGGUGUGUGUGUGUGUAUAGUACGUGUGUUGGUGUGUGUGUGAAUAGUACGUGUGUGUGUGUGUGUGUGUACAGUACGUUUGUAGGUGUGUGUGUACAGUACGUGUGUAGGUGUGUAUGUGUGUACAGUACGUGUGUGUGGGUGUACAGUAGGUGUGUGUUUGUGUACAGUACGUGUGUAGGUGUGUGUGUACAGUACGUGUGUAGGUGUGUGUGUGUGUGUAUAGUACGUGUAUAGGUGUGUGUGUGUAUAGUACGUGUAUAGGUGUGUGUGUGUGUGUGUACAGUACGUGUGUAGGUGUGUGUGUGUAUAGUACGUGUGUAGGUGUGUGUGUGUGUGUAUAGUAUGUGUGUAGGUGUGUGUGUGUGUAUAGUACGUGUGUUGGUGUGUGUGUGCAUAGUACGUGUGUGUGUGUGUGUGUGUGUGUGUACAGUACGUUUGUAGGUGUGUGUGUACAGUACGUGUGUAGGUGUGUAUGUGUGUACAGUACGUGUGUGUGGGUGUACAGGUGUGUGUGUGUGUACAGUACGUGUGUAGGUGUGUGUGUACAGUACGUGUGUAGGUGUGUGUGUGUGUGUACAGUACAUGUGUGUGUGUGUACAGUACGUGUGUAGGUGUGUGUGUGUGUGUGUACAGUAGGUGUGUGUGUGUAAGCGUGUGUAGGUGUGUGUGUGUGUGUAAGCGUGUGUAGGUGUGUGUGUGUGUAAGCGUGUGUAGGUGUGUAAGCGUGUGUAGGUGUGUGUGUGUGUGUAAGCGUGUGUAGGUGUGUGUGUGUACAGUAGGUGUGUGUGUGUGUGUGUAGGUGUGUGUGUGUAAGCGUGUGUAGGUGUGUGUGUGUGUGUGUGUGUAAGCGUGUGUGUGUGUACAGUAGGUGUGUAGGUGUGUGUGUACAGUAGGUGUGUGUGUGUGUGUGUGUGUGUGUAGGUAUAUCACCGUUUCAUGUGUAUGGAUCAGAAAUAUGAUUAGCUGGAUUUUUAUUUGCCUUUAGAGUUACUUUAUUUCUUUAAAUGCUAAAAAUCCAGAUCACAUUUUUUCUAUCGAUUUUGAAAAUGAGCUUUUAGGUGUUUUCUGUUUGACUAAAUUCAGUAAAUGUUUCUGAACGCUCUAGUGCAGCUGUGUCAAACUCAUUCCACGCAAGGCCGAGUGUCUGCAGGUUUUAGUUUUUUCCUUUAAAUUAAGACCUAGACAACCAGGUGAGGAGAGUUCCUUACUAAUUAGUGACUUUAAUUCAUCAAUCAAGUACGAGGGAGGAGGGCAAAACACCGCAGACACUCGGCCAUCCGUAGAAUGAGUUUGACACGUGCUCUAGUGCCAAAUUUCUACUUGGUCUCCUGCAACACUUUUUGAACAGGAAAAUGAAUACUGCGGCAACAGCUGGAUCUGGUAAAAUGGUUUGAUGGAGGUAUGCUCUCUGUUUAUAAUUUAGAUUUAGUCCGAUGAUGUGCAAUACAUUAAUAUCGGAUCAUUCAAAGCCACUAGAUUGAGAAGAGUAAGGCAUUCAUUUUGAUCCAUUUUUACAGAGAACUAUAUUCUGCCAUUGACAGCAAGCCAAGAUGUUCCAGAGCCUCCUGUCUGGAAACAGACAGAUAGCUGUUAAUGAUGUCCAACACUUUAUCACUGACCCCUUAACACAGGUUUUCAGAUAGCUGUUAAUGAUGUCCAACACUUUAUCACUGACCCCUUAACACGGGGUUUCAGAUAGCUGUUAAUGAUGUCCAACACUUUAUCACUGACCCCUUAACACAGGUUUUCAGAUAGCUGUUAAUGAUGUCCAACACUUUAUCACUGACCCCUUAACACAGGGUUUCAGAUAGCUGUUAAUGAUGUCCAACACUUUAUCACUGACCCCUUAACACGGGGUUUCAGAUAGCUGUUAAUGAUGUCCAACACUUUAUCACUGACCCCUUAACACGGGGUUUCAGAUAGCUGUUAAUGAUGUCCAACACUUUAUCACUGACCCCUUAACACAGGGUUUCAGAUAGCUGUUAAUGAUGUCCAACACUUUAUCACUGACCCACGGGGUUUCCAAAACGCGGUCCUGGAUUUUGCCCUAGCACUCCAGGAUCGGGAUUGGAAAACCCUGCCUUAACAGACACGUAUCUACUUCAUGGCAGAAAAAUAUAUUUUUGACCUUAUUUUAGUCCAUUUGACAAAUGUUUGGAGUUUUGAUUAUUAUUUCACAUUUUAAAUUCAAGCAGAAAAAUACAUUGAAGAUUUACAUUUUAAAAUUUUUAAUUUAAAUUGCAUGACAAGUAACUAAAACAUAUCUUCAUGGAAAAUUUGACCUGGCUUUACAAAAAGUUACGUCAAGAUUGUUGUGAUGUGGAAUUUUGCUGUACCGCAAUUUCUUGCGCUAUAUCCCGAAGUCAAUAUCGUUGUGACCUCUCGAGAUGUCUUAGGGCUAGAAACCAGACUGAACUAUAAUAACGGCUAGUUUUGGUUCAAUGUGUUGUGUUUGUAGGCUGUCGAUGCUCUGUUUCCAUCUCACCGAUCAGAUUUAGGAUCCAGAGCUACUGAUCUACAGUAUGUAAUGCAUUACAUACUGUAGAUUACAGAUGCAUUACAUACUGUAGAUUACAUACUGUAGAAUAGAUGCAUUACAUACUGUAGAUUACAUACUGUAGAUUACAGAUGCAUUACAUACUGUAGAUUACAGAUGCAUCUGGAAUCCUAUGGAGACUUUCUGGAAUAGAUAGUUCACAAACUAAUGCAUGUUUGAUCAAGUGUGUCAGUGGCUCCUAAAUUCCCAAGUCUUAAGAAGUUACAAGGGAAACCUGGGGAUUGGUUUUAGUAUCACUUCGUUGCCAAGCAAAACGUCACAAGAAAGAGUGAUGAAUUAGUCAAAGACAGAAAAAAAAGAUGAGAAAAAAAAACCUGUUGUGUGUUGGGAUUUCCAGACAUAUUUGCAUGAAUCUGUAUGUGCUGGAAAACAAUUGUGGAAAACCUAUUUUCUGUUUUGCUGUCACAGCUGUAGUAUUCUGUUGUUCACACUUGGGUGUAUGAAUGUUGAAUGACAGUCAGUAAAGUUACUUUCCUCUUUUCAUCUGGCAACUUCCAAUAAUGAACUGUUCAGUACGGGUUGUAGCCAGUUGUGGUAUUGUUGAAUUCAACCAUGCUCCAGGCAGAAGUUACCAUUUAAAUCCUCACCUUAUCCAUCCAAAGGGUGAACAUCUUGGGGGUUACAUCUUGUGACAACCUAUGACCUUGUGUUCACCAACCCGACCCACUGGGUGUGCAGGCUUUUGUUCUAUCCCAGCACUAACUUGAUUAAAGUAAUCAUCAAGACCGAAGGCUGUAGGUAAUAUAUGAGUUGGACACGGAGGUUUGAGCGAAGCGAAACUAUCAUGACGUAAUGUGUUGGAAGUUGUUUUUGUUUUUCUGUCCAGUGACCUAUUUUGACACGGCAUCAUGAUUUUUGUGGCGUUUUAGUGAGUAGGGGAACACAGCUCUAGAACUUGUGUCCGAUUCUAGAACUUGUGUCCGAUUCUGUCUUUGCAAUGCAACGGUCUUCCCUGUAAGCUCCGAUUAGUCGACAAUAAAAUUACCAAUCUUGUUGGAAUGAAUGCUGGUGUGAGUUUGUUCCCUGUGUAACAGUAUAACUUUAGACCGUCC